AUGACCUCAAACUCAAACUCGUGUUUCUUACUUCUUUUAUGCCUCUCCGCCUUCUUUUCCUACUCUCUUCAAGAUGCGUGUACAAACGCAACCUGUGGAGAAGGGACGUGUGUACCUGAUCUAUUAGGGCUACUAUUUCAUUGCGACUGUAAUCCUGGCUGGAAGACCAUCCAAGUUGGACCUAUGUCCUUUGGCGCCUGCAUCAUCCCUAACUGUUCUCUGGACUUCUCAUGCGGUGGUACACAACCUCCGACGCCGCCAUUUCCACCACCGAUUAACUUCACCAGCCCUUGUAACUUAGUUUGGUGUGGCGAUGGCGACUGUGUGGUGAACUCAACCGGAACCGGACACUAUUGUCAAUGUCACGAUCGUGCUGCUAAUUUGUUCAACAAUCCGGAAUUCGUUUGCAUGAAACAAUGCUAUUUGGAUGGAGACUGUAACCGCCUCGGUCUCGGCCCACCGCCGUCGCCCCCUAGCAGUGUCGCCUCACCUGGACCUGGUGGGAAAAACGAGGCUGCGUAUUCACUGGCAAAAAUUCCUACAAUUCUUGUUGCAAUUUUGACAACAUUGUUUCUAUCGAGGAUUUAG
Lactuca saligna is the source of this 588-nucleotide messenger RNA. The record is from the annotation of a GenBank genome assembly. Lineage: Eukaryota; Viridiplantae; Streptophyta; Magnoliopsida; Asterales; Asteraceae.